GUUGUUUUUGGCUACUGCGCCCAUGCAGUAGCGCUUAAAUAGAGCUCCAGUAGGUGUACGUUUUACCACACGCUACAAGCUGUCGGGUCAUCCCUGUUGCCUUCGGACAAGACGUACUCAGAUAAUAAAUCAACAUGUCUGAAGAAGAGGAGGAAGCUACUCCCCUGGUUGUUGACAAUGGCUCCGGACUGGUCAAGGCUGGCUUCGCCGGCGACGACGCGCCCAGGGCAGUCUUCCCAUCCAUCGUCGGCCGCCCAAGGCAUCAGGGCGUGAUGGUCGGUAUGGGUCAGAAGGACGCCUACGUGGGUGACGAGGCUCAGAGCAAGAGGGGUAUCCUGACCCUGAAGUACCCAGUCGAGCACGGCAUCGUCACCAACUGGGACGAUAUGGAGAAGGUCUGGCACCACACCUUCUACAACGAGCUGCGUAUCGCCCCCGAAGAACACCCAAGCCUCCUUACUGAAGCUCCUUUGAACCCGAAGGCCAACAGGGAAAAGAUGACCCAGAUCAUGUUCGAGACCUUUAAUGCCCCCGCCAUGUACGUGUGCAUCCAAGCCGUCCUCUCCCUCUACGCUUCCGGUCGUACCACUGGAAUCGUGCUGGACUCCGGCGAUGGUGUUUCUCACGUGGUACCGAUCUAUGAGGGUUACUGUAUGCCUCAUGCCAUCCUCCGUCUGGACCUGGCCGGCCGUGAGCUGACCAACUACCUGAUGAGAGUCAUGUGUGACCGGGGCUACUCCUUUGUAACUACGGCCGAGCGUGAGAUUGUCCGUGACAUCAAGGAGAAGCUGGGCUACGUCGCCCUGGACUUCGAGCAGGAGAUGUUGACGGCAGCCACCUCCACCUCUCUGGAGAAGAGCUACGAGCUGCCUGAUGGACAGGUCAUCACCAUCGGCAACGAGAGGUUCCGCUGCGCGGAGGCUCUCUUCCAGCCUUCCUUCCUGGGUAUGGAAACGGCUGGCGUCCAUGAAACCACAUACAACUGCAUCAUGAAGUGCGACAUCGACGUCCGUAAGGACCUGUACGCCAACAAUGUCCUGUCCGGCGGCACCACCAUGUUCCCUGGCAUCGGUGACCGUAUGCAGAAGGAGAUGGUGGCCCUUGCCCCCAGCACCAUGAAGAUCAAGAUCAUCGCUCCUCCCGAGAGGAAGUACUCCGUGUGGAUCGGCGGGUCCAUCCUGGCCUCCCUGUCCACCUUCCAGCAGAUGUGGAUCACCAAGGCUGAGUACGAUGAGGCCGGUCCCGCCAUCGUUCAUCGCAAAUGCUUCUAAUCUCUCCAUAAUCUUAUUCUUAUCAUAACAUUUAGUGAAGCAACAUUCAUGUCGAUGAGUUGUUUUUAGAUAUUGAAAGACUUUGGGUUGUAGAUGUUUUGUCAGCACAUUUGUGAUCUGUACGGAGAGUAUUGGGACCAGGCAAACGUGAAACAUCACCAACAGAAGAAAGACAUACGGGCGAGAAUAUCAAGAUAGCAAAAGAUGGUAGUUUGUGGGUAACAGCGUCGGGAGUGAAGUGUGCACGUGAUGUGUAGAAAAGAGAAAGCUUGUGGAAUUAGAGAACGCUUCUUUAUAAAUUUAUAUAAAAGUAGAAAUUUUGUCAUCGUUAUCCCCUUACUGUUGUCUGAAGACUAACUGGUACAGGGGUUCUAAUGAACGUUAUGUUUGACUAUAUAUGCCAUGUUAAUUUGUUGCAGCAAGUGCUCACUAAUACUGUGAUCAGAACUUGCAAUAUGAGAUUAAACAUUGUCAUCAUUGUUUA
Messenger RNA from Branchiostoma floridae (Florida lancelet), 1755 nucleotides. RefSeq names its product actin, muscle-like. NCBI's taxonomy places the organism in Eukaryota, Metazoa, Chordata, Leptocardii, Amphioxiformes, Branchiostomatidae. The transcript has 5 exons. Bases 135 to 1271 code for a protein of 378 amino acids. The record is from RefSeq and is a predicted model, not a curated record.